CCUUUGAAAACCAUGCUGUCUCGUUGUACAUGUGACAUGUGUUCUGUAAGUUGUGUGUGGAAGUUGUUUAUAUGAAGUAUAGAGUUUAUCAAGUAUGGAAUCUCACAAAAGAACUACUUCUCAGUCGAUAUUGGAAUUAGUUAACCCGGUUCCUGUGUCAUUCGAUCCAGAAGAUGACAUAAACAUUGAUAGUGCAGCCAAAGUAGUAGAAAAUUAUCAGGAAGAAUUCAGUGACGACGACAUAGUGAUAUCCAAGUUUAAGAAGAGCGUAGAUUUAUUAGAGGAUCAGGAUGCCAGGUAUUCAGGCCGGAAAGUCUCUCGCAAGUCUCUGGGUGCUGAGCCACGAAAAAAUGAAGUUUUCGUACCGGGACCCAGCAGCAACGAUAACAGUAGCAGCGAAGAGGAAGCCGGGAAUGAAUCGUGGGAGCGAGGCGAUUCUGGCGAGAGCGAAAAUGACGCAGAUUAUGGAUAUAGUGAGCAAACUACUGAUGCUGCCACGGAUGACGAAGCCGUGGACACUGGCAGUUCCGAAGAAGGCGAAGAUAGUGCAACAGACGAUUCUUUCAGCAUUACUGGUGAAGCCAAACACCUCGUCGAAAACAAACAGGUGUCAGAUAUUGCGAGUGACAACUUUCAGCAUGUUUCGAACAGAAAUACGAAUCUAGAAAUUGAGAAGGGCAGAUGUGUUAGAAAUCAGCUUAGAAUGUGGGACAGUUUACUUGAAUGUAGGAUUCACCUUCAGAAGUGUUUGUUGACUGCUAACAGAAUCCCAUCUCAUGCAGCGUUUGAAGAUUAUAAACAGAAAGGUGGAGCACAGUUGAAAGAUGCAUUGAAUAAGACCCAAAAUUUUGUUACAGAUUUGCUUGAGAAAUUUAUUGUGCUGCGUGAAGCUUUACUACAGUCUUUCCCCGAAACCAGAAAUUUGAAAUCCUCACAGGCAGGUUCAGAAAGUGCUGACGAGGAAAUACCAAGUGACACAGAAGAAGAUGGAGAAGCUGAAGAUCUACUUGAAGAAGACGUAGAAGACAAAUCGUUGUAUGAGCCUAAAAUUAAGAAACGAAAGAUUGAUGAUUAUGGAACGUUAUUAGAUACUCAGCAUAAAGAAUACUUGGAGUAUCGUAACAGCACUAUUCAGAAAUGGAAUGAUAAGACUCGUGUUUCAAGUGGAAAAAUUAGCAGCAGAAAUUUUUCAAAUUUUGAACAGUCUACUUUAAAACAAAUUGAGCAGAUUUUGAGUAAUCGUCAUCGACUUAUUCAAAGAACGCAACUUAAGCGAUCAACAUACUCCCCUAUAUGUCAGGAGAUACAGGAAGAUGAGAAUGCGAAAAACGAAGAACCAAAAGAGUCGGAAAGAUUAAAAGAAUACGAUCCUGAAGUGUUUGAUGACAGUGAUUUUUAUCACCAGUUGCUUCGAGAAUUGAUAGAACGUAAAACUGCUGGUGUUACGGACCCAGUGCAGCUUGGCCGACAGUGGUUAGAGCUUCAGAAGUUAAGAAGCAAGAUGAAACGGAAAAUAGACGUACGAGCAACCAAGGGACGGAGAAUUAAAUAUGUUGUGCAUCCAAAAUUAGUUAAUUUUAUGGCUCCUAUAGCGGAAAGCAGUUGGACAGAUGAAGCAAAAACUGACCUAUAUAAUUCUUUGUUUGGAAAAAAGAAAUUGUAAUUACAAUUUCUGUAUGUACAUAAAUGCAGUAAAUGACUGUAUAAUUUGGUA
Messenger RNA from Schistocerca americana (American grasshopper), 1714 nucleotides. It is a transcript of the gene Aatf, whose product is annotated as protein AATF. The record is from RefSeq and is a predicted model, not a curated record. NCBI's taxonomy places the organism in Eukaryota, Metazoa, Arthropoda, Insecta, Orthoptera, Acrididae. Gene Ontology annotation, cellular component: nucleolus; nucleus. The transcript has a single exon. Bases 95 to 1663 code for a protein of 522 amino acids. Gene Ontology annotation, biological process: regulation of transcription by RNA polymerase II.